Messenger RNA from Ostrinia furnacalis (Asian corn borer), 1444 nucleotides. RefSeq lists its product as uncharacterized. NCBI's taxonomy places the organism in Eukaryota, Metazoa, Arthropoda, Insecta, Lepidoptera, Crambidae. Bases 1 to 1092 code for a protein of 363 amino acids. Gene Ontology annotation, molecular function: potassium ion leak channel activity; outward rectifier potassium channel activity. The transcript is spliced from 9 exons. Gene Ontology annotation, cellular component: plasma membrane. The record is from RefSeq and is a predicted model, not a curated record. Gene Ontology annotation, biological process: stabilization of membrane potential; potassium ion transmembrane transport.
AUGAAGUCCUUGCACGCGAAAUUCAAACAAAACGACAAUUUUGUGAAACCCCUUUACAGAAAAGUGAAGUUCGGAAACAGGGUCCCAGAAACCUGGUUGCGCGUGUACCCUGCCCCCCAGGUUGCUCACGAGGCGACGUGUUCUGUCAUCUUCAGAUGCAUCGUUUGUCAACUAGGACUGGCCACCUUUCUCGUCCUAUGGAACAUUUUGUGGGUGUUUGUCAUACACAAUUUUGAAGGGCCCUACGAAACUGAAGUGUCCAUACUAUUCGAGAAGGAACAAAAUCAACUUGUUAUUGACCUUGCUACGGAGUUGAGACAGAUCACGCCCUUAUCCCCAAAAUGGAAGCACGCCAUAGAGAAGCGGAUCGAAGACGAACGCCAGCUGACUAUGCUGGCGAUGGCGCGCGGAGCCAAACUGCACCCCGGCCAGUUCUGGGACCUCAGCGGGACGUUCCUGUUCAGUGUCUACGUUAUGACUGCUCUGGGUUUCGGAGCUCCAGUACCGCAAACAACGUGGGGUAGAACUUCAGCUUUAAUUUACGCAGUACUAGCUGUUCCUAUACACAUUUACCUUAUGGUCAACGCAAGCACAUGCGUGGUAGCAAAGGUUGGCUCGUGGGUUGAAAAACUAAGAACUCGACUUGAAAAAAGAAGACAUAGUGCAGAUAAUGGAACAACUGCAGGCUUUAAUAGAGAGAGUCCAAACUGCAGAAGAAACACGGAGUUAAUGAAAGUGAAGAAACGCAAAGCUUUUAUUCUGCGUCGGAGAAUACUGCGAUUUCUCAACGCCCUCUGCAUAGGCCGCUGCGUGCCAGCGGCCGCGGUGCUAUACUACGUGGGCGGCGCCAUUUGCUUCGGAGCGAUGCGCGGGCGCACGCCGCUGGAAACCAUUAUGUUCCCUUUGGAGUUCACUACCACGGGCGGGUUGGAGAAUGUGGAGAACUACAUCCGAAUUUUAUACGGCUUCUACAUAGAGGGCGCUAUGGCGUUGCUGGCUUGCGCACUAGCCACAUUGCGGGCGCACAGCAGCGCGACUGUCAACUUUAUGUCCGACAAAUACAGACUAUUUACGAUUAACAAACAAAACUAGGACUCCUUGGAGGUAAAGUGACAUGCAGCAUCGUGUUUAGUAAGUUUUUUUUUAUUUGUUCGUUUCAGUCGAAAGACGUCCACUGCUAGACAAAGGCCUCCCCCAAGGAUUUCCACAAAGACCGGGCCUGCGCCGCUCGAAUCCAUUUUUAGUGUUUAGUAGAUUUUUUUAACUAUGAAAUAGAUAUUUAUGAACUUUGUAACAAGUGCGGUUAAGGUUGUUUUAUAAUACAAUAAUGUUACGGAAAAAGUUAUUUCAGAGGGUAUAGUCAAGUCAAGGACCAGUAUUGGUACUGGUUUUUAAUAGACUUAUUGCUGUGGUAGGUAUUUAUUACGUAGAGUUAGAAGCAUUG